Pelmatolapia mariae (spotted tilapia) is the source of this 1958-nucleotide messenger RNA. RefSeq names its product acyl-CoA Delta-4 desaturase-like. Gene Ontology annotation, molecular function: oxidoreductase activity, acting on paired donors, with oxidation of a pair of donors resulting in the reduction of molecular oxygen to two molecules of water. Gene Ontology annotation, biological process: lipid metabolic process. The transcript has 13 exons. The record is from RefSeq and is a predicted model, not a curated record. The coding region runs from base 188 to 1525 and encodes 445 amino acids. NCBI's taxonomy places the organism in Eukaryota, Metazoa, Chordata, Actinopteri, Cichliformes, Cichlidae. Gene Ontology annotation, cellular component: membrane.
UUAUGACCUAUGGUACUCUCGCCGCCAGACGAGAGAGUGCUGUGCGCCGAUUGGCCCAGACGCCUCGAAUGAUUCUGCUCGGAGUUUGUACCGAAUGAGUGCGUGGAUGUGACAAUGAGCCUAUAAGGUGUGAAACUUUGUGACCUGUUAGAGCUCAGGUGCAUCCAGACCAGAGGCAGCGGUGAGGAUGGGAGGUGGAAGCCAGCAGACGGUGCCGGGAGAGCCGGACAGCGGGAAAGCUAAAGGUGUUUACACCUGGGAGGAGGUGCAGAGCCACUGCAGCAGGAAUGAUCAAUGGCUGGUCAUCGAUCGAAAGGUUUACAACAUCACUCAGUGGGCCAAAAGGCAUCCAGGAGGGUUUCAAGUCAUCAGCUACUAUGCUGGAGAGGAUGCCACGGAGGCAUUCACUGCUUUUCAUCCUGAUCCUAAGUUUGUGCAAAAGUUUCUGAAGCCGCUGCUGAUCGGAGAGUUGGCAACGACUGAGCCGAGCCAGGACCGAGACAAAAAUGCAGCCAUCGUGCAGGAUUUCGAAACAUUACGAGCUCAGGUGGAGAAAAGGGGUCUGUUUCGAGCUCAGCCUUUGUUUUUCUUCCUCCACCUCAGUCACAUCCUGCUGCUAGAAGCCCUCGGAUGGCUGACCGUCUGGAUGUGGGGCACAGGCUGGAUACAAACACUUGUGUGCUCUGUGUUUCUCGCAACCGCUCAGUCACAGGCUGGAUGGCUGCAGCAUGACUUUGGUCACCUGUCUGUCUUCAAAAAGUCCAGCUGGAAUCACCUCGCCCACAAGUUUGUCAUUGGUCAUUUAAAGGGAGCUUCUUCCAACUGGUGGAAUCACCGACAUUUCAGGCAUCACGCUAAACCCAACAUCUUCAUUAAGGACCCGGAUAUCAACACGUUGCACCUCUUCGUACUUGGCCGAACUCAACCAGUGGAAUACGGGAUAAAGAAGAUCAAACACAUGCCUUACAAUCGUCAACACCAGUACUUCUUUCUUGUGGGACCACCGCUGAUCAUUCCAGUUUUCUUCAACAUUCAUGUAAUGCAGACCAUGGUAUCCCGGCGUGACUGGGUGGAUCUGGCUUGGUUCAUCUCAUUCUACCUUCGCUUCUUCUCCUCUUAUAUACCCCUGUAUGGCCUAGCUGGCUCAUUGGUGCUCAUAAUCAUAGUCAGGUUUUUGGAAAGUCACUGGUUUGUGUGGGUGACUCAGAUGAAUCACAUACCGAUGGACAUCGAUCAUGAAAAGCACAAGGACUGGCUGACCAUGCAGUUACAAUCCACCUGUAAUAUCGAGCAGUCCUUCUUCAACGACUGGUUCAGUGGACACCUCAACUUUCAAAUUGAGCACCACUUGUUUCCAAUGAUGCCGCGGCACAACUACCACCUGGUGGCCCCGCAGGUCCGUGAGCUCUGCGAGAAACACGGGGUUCCUUACCAAGAGAAAACUUUGUGGCGAGGCUUCGCUGAUAUUGUCACGUCACUGAAAACCUCAGGGGACCUCUGGCUUGAUGCAUAUCUCCAUAAAUGAAAGACUGUAUUUUCCUCCACUGGUGUAAAAAGAGUGUUUUUCUCUUUUUCAUUAAAAAUCGACUGUAUCUGUUUGAGUCAAUGGCUUAUUGUUGACGUUAAGUCUUUGUUUGGUUUAUAGAUGAUGGGGUUUUCCUAAGUUGCCUUAACAGUAUCUUGAUCAGCAGCAAUGUGAUGAUAACACAGCUCUAAAACCUACCUGUGACUUAUUUAAAAUUAGCAUCACCAGAUGUGAAAGAAAACUAUCUGAAUGAUUAGACACAAUCAUUUAUAUAAACUACAAAACCUUUGUAAACUGUGUUUGUUAUCGUCUGUGAAACUACUAAUGAAUGUAACUACUUUGUAACAUAUCGUGCUCUUUCUGUAGAGAAACCAUUACACUGCAAUACCACAUGAAUAAUUUCACUGAGACCAAUAAAUCAAACUAAAAACUU